Molecule: messenger RNA, 1315 nt
Organism: Ipomoea triloba (trilobed morning glory)
Lineage: Eukaryota; Viridiplantae; Streptophyta; Magnoliopsida; Solanales; Convolvulaceae
Product: probable pectin methylesterase CGR3
Exons: 7
Coding region: 179-958 (259 amino acids)
Biological process (GO): pectin metabolic process
Molecular function (GO): methyltransferase activity
Source: RefSeq, a predicted model, not a curated record
UCUAAUCCGAGGAAAACCCGUGUUUUUCUCGUCCAGGAUUCGUCUAUGUUUUUUUUCCCAGCUACAGAAGUGGAGCUAAACCGAAAAGAUUCAGAGUUUCAGAAAUCAGAUCGAACAGUUCAUCAGCUCGUCUGUUUCCUCUCUGGUCGUCUUACUUGCUAAUUGCGACUUAGUUACAAUGUCAAGAAGGCCAAAUACGUCCCGUCGUCUGAUGGAUCCUGCAAACAUUCCAUUUGUGGGCUCCUUGCAUCCAAAAUCACGCCCAUCUUUUUUGUCUAUAGGACUCGUGGUUGUGGGUGCAUUGCUCAUUGUUGGUUACCUAUAUCAUGGUUCAGGUGGAAGAAGCAGACUUGAAGAUUUCAAUAGACUCCAAGGUGGCGUUUCAUGCACAUUAGAGCUUCUAAGAGCAUAUCCUAUACUCAAAAAGGCGUACGGUGAAAGCAUAAAUAAAGUAUUGCAUGUCGGCCCAGACACGUGCUCAGUAGUCUCCAAAUUAUUAAACGACGAGGAUACUGAAGUGUGGGGCAUUGAACCGUAUGACUUAGAAGAUGCUGAUGCCAAUUGCAAGAGUCUGGUUGGCAAAGGGAUUGUGCGUGCUGCUGAUAUCAAGUUUCGACUUCCCUACCGUGCCAAGUCAUUCUCCCUUGUCAUCGUCUCAGAUGCCGUGGAUUACCUGUCCCCAAAAUAUAUUAACAAGACUCUUCCCGAGUUGGCUAGGGUGGCUGCUGAUGGUUUAGUCGUCUUCUCUGGAAUUCCAGGUCAGCGAAGAGCCAAAAUAGCGGAGAUGUCAAAGUUUGGACGCCCUGCCAAAUUUAGGACCCCGUCGUGGUGGAUAAGGUUCUUCGUCCAGGCCAACCUUGAAGAGAACGAAGAUGCAAGUAAGAAGUUCGACGAAGCAGCAGCAGAACAGUCUUAUGUGCCAGCAUGCCAGGUUUUCCACCUCAAACCACUCCAUUGAUCAUGCUGUGAUUCCUCAUGCCUUUGAGUAAGAUCCAAAGCAUAUAUCUAUCGCUAGUCACCUCGUAACUAUUUGAAUGAUCGAAACACCAAAGGUUGCUCUUCAUCCGAAGGUUUUUGGUAGGACUAACGAAUGGUGUGUCUAUGUGGGAUGGACACCAUUGCAAAGCUAACUGCUUAGCUUGCGUUCUGAUGCUGUUGCUUACUAUAGCUGCAUACAUACUCUUUUUCAAGUGUGUUCAUCUGUGUUAGACACAGUUAUUGUAAGAUAAUAACAUUAAUCCUAUGUAGAUCCCGCGAUGUUCGGAUUGAUUUAAAAAUUCUUAUAUAAAAUUUUAAGGAGUGAUAUUACAUGAAA